AAAUAAAUAAAAAGGAUGUUAAACAGCCUACGUCGAAACGAAUCGACGGCUUCAACGCGGAGAAAGAAGAAGAAGAAGAAGAAAGAUAGUGGACCUAGUGAAACCCUAGAACAUCGAAAAAUGGAUAUCCUGAAACAAGAAUUGCAGAAGAAGCGACAAAGCCUAGCCCAAGACGUCGGCGGCAGAAAAUACUUCAAGCGCUCCGAAAUCGAACAGAAGCGACUCCAAAGACUCCGCGAAGAAGAGAAACGCGAAUCAGAGGCAAAAUCCCUCCGCGAGAAGCAACAGAACCAAAAUCAAAACUCAUCUCUCGAUUCCUCAUCAAACCCUAGCUCCAACAACGAAAUCUCCAAAUCCAAGAACGAAUCAGCCAAUUCUUCGUCUUCCAAAGCCCUAACCGACGAGCAGAAGAUCGACGAUCUCAACCUCCCGAAGCAAGAAGUGAUUCGCCGCCUCCGAUUCCUCAAACAACCGGUGACGCUGUUCGGCGAAGACGACGAGGCGAGGCUCGAUCGGUUGAAGUAUGUGUUGAAGGCGGGGUUGUUUGAACUUGAUGACAGUGAUAUGACGGAGGGGCAGACGAAUGACUUUUUGCGCGAUAUUGUGGAGUUGAAGAAGCGGCAGAAGACGGGGAUUUCGAGCGAUCGGAAGCGGAAGGCGGCGGAGGAUGCCGGGGAGGACAAGGAUGGAGGAGGUGGCGAUGACGACAUGAGUGGAGAUGGGGGUUCGUCUGAUAUGGAGCACGAUAAGGAUUUGAAGCGAAUGAAGACGAAAUUCGAGGAGUUGUGUGAUGAGGAUAAGAUUCUUGUGUUUUUUAAGAGGCUGUUGAAUGAGUGGAAUCAGGAGCUCCAUGAGAUGACUGAGACGGAGAAGAGGACGGCCAAAGGGAAGUCUAUGGUUGCUACCUUUAAGCAAUGUGCUAGGUAUUUGAAUCCGCUAUUCAAAUUCUGCAGGAAGAAGGUUCUUCCUGAUGAUAUUCGGCAAGCAUUGAUGGUGAUGGUUGAUUUCUGCAUGAAGCGAGACUACCUGGCUGCAAUGGAUCACUAUAUCAAGCUGGCCAUUGGAAAUGCACCCUGGCCUAUUGGAGUUACUAUGGUUGGUAUCCACGAACGUUCAGCCCGUGAGAAGAUUUACACCAAUAGUGUGGCACACAUUAUGAAUGAUGAGACAACACGUAAGUACCUGCAAUCUAUUAAGAGACUGAUGACAUUCUGCCAACGGCGCUACCCAACAAUGCCAUCCAAAGCAGUCGAGUUCAACAGCUUAGCAAAUGGUAGCGACUUACAUUCAUUGUUAGCGGAAGAGAGGCGGUUGGCCGGGGGAAAUCAAGCCUCGGAAGAAAGGCUUAUGCUUAUGCCUGCCCCACCAAAGGAUAGCAGCUAGCUGCAUUCUAUAUGGUGAUCUCUGGUGGAAUUAGAUUAUAGUUGGAUGUGCUUUGUGCAAUCUUCUGUAUAAUACUCAAUUAUGUAACUGUAAGUUCACAAUGUUCCCUUUGCAUAACAGACAUAGAAAUGGGAUAUUUCAUUGAUGCCAAAGUUCUGUUGUGAUAUUUA
Molecule: messenger RNA, 1553 nt
Organism: Cornus florida
Lineage: Eukaryota; Viridiplantae; Streptophyta; Magnoliopsida; Cornales; Cornaceae
Exons: 2
Coding region: 16-1383 (455 amino acids)
Biological process (GO): RNA splicing; generation of catalytic spliceosome for second transesterification step
Cellular component (GO): U4/U6 x U5 tri-snRNP complex; U2-type post-spliceosomal complex; U5 snRNP
Source: RefSeq, a predicted model, not a curated record